Messenger RNA from Engraulis encrasicolus (European anchovy), 1261 nucleotides. Its product is annotated as multiple C2 and transmembrane domain-containing protein 1-like. Gene Ontology annotation, cellular component: synaptic vesicle membrane. Gene Ontology annotation, biological process: regulation of neurotransmitter secretion. Bases 266 to 1261 code for a protein of 331 amino acids. NCBI's taxonomy places the organism in Eukaryota, Metazoa, Chordata, Actinopteri, Clupeiformes, Engraulidae. The transcript is spliced from 4 exons. The record is from RefSeq and is a predicted model, not a curated record. Gene Ontology annotation, molecular function: calcium ion binding.
UGUCAGGGUCUGUGGCCCACUCUGUAGGGAAUGGCCAUUCAUAAGAACUAUGGGCGGUGCUGUUACUACGCCAAACCCGCAGGUAUAGGACCUGUUAAAGGGGCUUACAAAACUUGCGCACCAAACAUCUGGAAGUUGCUUUCUGCUUUAUCAGUUUCUCGAUCGCUCUCUCUGCUGUCUACUACUUCCGCAGGGCGCAAAAAGUGCUUAGCCCAUCGUUUCGCAAAAUCGACGGAGCGGAAGGCAUCCCCUGGCUGUUAUUUGCAUGCUUGUUUUGACUGCCAACGGGACGAUUUUUAGGGUGUGCUCUGCAGCAGUGUCCACCAGAAGCUGUUGCCUCCGGAGCAUGGACAUGGGGAAGGAGGAGGGAGAGUUUUCGGGGGACGGCGGCGACUCGCUGCCCUACCAGAAAAGAAUGUGGAAGCAAUUGCAGGGGAAAUCAAAACCUUCUUUUCUGAGCCACAAACUUGCCCCAAGUCGCGGCGGCGAGGGCAAGAAAGAGGGCGGGAUCUGGUUGUUUAAGAAGAAGAAACGGCACCAACGAAACGCCCUGGUGCGAACCCUCUCCUCCUCACAUCCCAACCUGCACUCUUUGGGCUCUCUGCGUGUCGGUGAGCGAGAAGAUAAAAAGCCCCUUCGCUGCGGCGCAGCGGACCCGCGCAUCGGCCAGCAGACCCCCAAGACGGCAGCCGCGGCGGUACACGGGAACAGCACAGCAGGCGCAGGCAUGACCAAACAGACGGGCAGCAUGCAGAAGACAGGUAGCCCCAAUAAGCCCACAGUGGAGCAUUUGGUGCAAACCCACCACCACAAAAGCUCCUCUCUCGGAUCAGCGUGUAUCGAUACGGUGUUGCAGAAGGACCUCGUCCCUAAAUAUGGGGAGAAACAACAGCUGGAUUACGACGAGGAUAUGUCCAUCCCUGUGCCAGGCCAGUGUAAUGCGUCUCCUGCUCCUGCUCUGCCCUCGUCUGGCCUCUACCAGCUGGACAUCCUGCUCAGGAAGGGCAGCAACCUGGCCAUACGCGACAGAGGAGGCACCAGUGACCCCUAUGUGAAGCUGAAGCUGGGGGGUAAGGAGGUGUAUCGCAGCAAGACCAUCCACAAGAACCUCAACCCCGUCUGGGAGGAGAGAGUGUGUCUCAUCGUGGAGCAUCUGCUUGAGCCGCUUUACAUUAAAGUGUUUGACUAUGACUUUGGGCUUCAUGAUGACUUCAUGGGCUCCGCCUACCUUUACCUGGAGUCUCUGGAACAGAACAGGUGA